Molecule: messenger RNA, 236 nt
Organism: Dentiscutata heterogama
Lineage: Eukaryota; Fungi; Glomeromycota; Glomeromycetes; Diversisporales; Gigasporaceae
Source: the annotation of a GenBank genome assembly
CCUUUGCAGCUCUUUUGGAACUAAAAAUUUGUAUUUUACUUGAUGUGGGAACAAAUCUUCACAAACCUCAGUAUAUCACUUGUGAAAAGAUUAGAUUACUAAUAAAAGAAAACCUUCUUAAUCCUUUAAUCGUAUCUCAAAAUUUUAAAUAUAAAAUAUCUAAUAUCUUAGACAAGCCAUCAGAAUCUGUUUUUGGUUAUAUCUUAGUACUUCCAGAUGCUUUUUCUACAUACUGA